Messenger RNA from Anopheles maculipalpis, 2688 nucleotides. It is a transcript of the gene shaker, whose product is annotated as potassium voltage-gated channel protein Shaker. Gene Ontology annotation, molecular function: delayed rectifier potassium channel activity; metalloendopeptidase activity; protein binding. NCBI's taxonomy places the organism in Eukaryota, Metazoa, Arthropoda, Insecta, Diptera, Culicidae. The record is from RefSeq and is a predicted model, not a curated record. The coding region runs from base 14 to 2446 and encodes 810 amino acids. Gene Ontology annotation, biological process: potassium ion transmembrane transport; protein homooligomerization; proteolysis. Gene Ontology annotation, cellular component: voltage-gated potassium channel complex; membrane. The transcript is spliced from 5 exons.
CACGCGCGCCGAGAUGGCCGCUUCAUUUUGUGGUAAAAGAUUGCUACUGACACGAACGAAUCUGUUUGCCAACCCGCGACGUCAUGGGUAUAUUGUGCUGGUACCGGAGAUUGGGGAAGAUUUGCCGGAGAAAAAUCCACUCUCGAACCCGCACGGUUUGCCCGAGUUUAACAACGUAACGAUUGAGAAGUGUGUCGGUGCGAUUGGCCAGCAGGCAAUCGCGGCGGAAAAGAGCGUACGGGCGAUCGAGGAGCGGUUGGAACAGGCAGCGGCCGGUACCGGUACGCCGGUGUCGGAUGUUAUAAAAGACAUUAUACUGCCGUUGGAGGCGACCGGGGCACCGCUAGAAACGACCUGGGGUAUAGCGAAAACGCUCUACCUUGGGAAUAGUUCGCGUAUGCCAACCAAGAGCUACCUGACGAUACAUGAACGGGCACGCGGUGCACGGCGAUCAAAGUUUAACAGUGUCCCGAUCUAUCGCACACUGAAGGGUGUGCUUGAAGAUACGGCAAAGAGGCAGGAACUGUCCGGGGAGGAACGUCGACUGUUGCAAAAGUAUGUGCUGGAGGCGAAGCUGAGCGGUAUCGAGGUGGAUGGAUCAUCCAAGUUGGAGUUGAAUGAGAUUCUCGAACGAUUAGCCCAGGAACGUACCCGUUUUGCGGGUAAGCGUGACAUGGCGGUGAAGAAGUAUCAGCAACUGAUCGAGGAUCCGGCCCUAAUGAAAGAGUUCCCACCGACGCUACUCCAAUCGCUUGCCACCGAUCCGAGCCAAGCUAUGAAGGGUCCUUGGAAGAUCACGCUUCAGCCUGCUGUUGCGGAACGCUUCCUGGAGUAUUGCGGUGAUCGGACGCAUCGCUGGAACCUAUGGCAGGCGGACACACGGAAGUGUUCCAUACACACGGACAAGUCGCUCGAGAACAGUACCCAUCUGGAAUCGAUCAGAGCGUUACGUAAGCGACAGGCAAAGCUACUCGGCUACGAAUCGUACGUCCACAUGUCGAUGGAAACAAAAAUGGCCGGCUCGGUGGAGUCGGUUUCGAACGCACUCGACGAGCUGCACCGGUACGCGAAACCGGCCGCCGAUGGCGAACUGAGCGCUUUGGAACGGUUUGCCGGUGAGCAUGGGUUCCGUGGACCGCUCGACAUCUACGAUGUUCCUUACUGGAAACGACGCCAUCUUGCCACCGUACAUCAGUUCGAUCAGGAAGCGUUGAAGGAUUAUUUCCCACUGCCACGCGUACUGACCGGGCUGUUCCAGCUAGCCGAGCAACUGUUCGGCGUACGGAUUGUCGAGCGGGUCGGUGUGGAUGUGUGGCAUGAGGAUGUACGGUUUUACGAUGUGUUGGAAACGGGCCCGGAUGCAUCAUCUGAACCGAUCGCAGGGUUUUAUACGGAUUUUUAUUCGCGCGAGGAUGAAAAGCUAGCGGUAGCGGAUAAUGCCGGCUGGAUGGUUGGUAUCGGAAGUCGUAGUGUUGGGAAUGCUUCCCAGCCUUUAGCUGCGCUGAUUUGCAACUUCCCUGCACCACUGUACGGCAAACCGUCCCUGCUAACGGUCGACGAUGUGCAGACGCUAUUUAAUCGGUUCGGGAAAGCGUUACAACAUUUGCUUACCACCUGCCGGUAUAGUGAUGUGGCUGGGCUGUCCAACGUCGAGUGGGAUGCGGUGGAGGUGAGCGGGCAUGUGUUGACGCAUCUGCUGUACGAUUCCGCUACGAUACGGGCAAUUUCGUCCCACUACACUAACGAAGAUCCGCUGCCGGAACCGUGCGUCGAAGCGAUCCAACGACGACGCACGCAUCUGGCCGGCUAUCGACUAUGUCGCGACCUGUACUUCGCCAAUCUCGAUCUACAGCUGCACCUAACGAGCGAUUACUGGUUGGAUGUGACGAAAAAGCUUUACCCGCAGUACCAUCCGUUCCCGCUCGAUCGUAAGGAUGCGCAUCCCUGCUCGCUCGUACCGAUCGCAUCCGGCGACUGGGGCGCAGCGUACUACAGCCAUCUUUGGUCGCGCAUGAUUGCGGCGGAUGUGUAUAGUGCGUUCGCGGAGGCGAAGGAACCGGUAGCACGGCAGGAAGUGGGCCGACGGUUCCGGGACACGUUCCUGGCCCUCGGUGGUGGGUGCCAUCCGAGCGAGGUGUUCCGUCGGUUCCGUGGCAGGGAUCCAUCGCCGACCGCACUACUUCAAACGCUCGGCAUUUAUAAGCCGCAGGCAGUGGGUGGAGGUGCGGGGGGUGGUGGUGUAGGUGGUGGUGGUGGAGGCGGUGUUGGUGAUAUCGGUGGAGGCCUCGGUAUUGGUGGGGGCAGUGGCGGCGGUGGCGGAGGCGGCGGUGGUGUCGUCGGUGGUGCCGCCGGUGGUGGCGGCGCCGGAAGCAUCGGUGGAACGAAUAAUAAUUUACAACAACGCCAUAAUAGCGCUUUAGCUGUUAGUAUCGAAACCGAUGUCUGACUACUGGUGAAACGAACACUUCGCGCUAUUUUUUGGCCAGCAGAACUCAUACGCUGGCUGCCAGUUUCACCGAGAGCGGUCUGAACGGUUUGAACGGUCUCCCCAUCGCCAACCAUCGCCGGAGCGGAUGGACACACGACGCGGACAGUUUGCCAGCCCCGUACAGCACGCCCCGAGAUGGGCCUCCUGCUCCACCGUGUUCCAUGUUUAACACAUUCACACACCCUUCCUUCUCUUAGCCU